Salvia miltiorrhiza (redroot sage) is the source of this 1802-nucleotide messenger RNA. Its product is annotated as U-box domain-containing protein 13. Gene Ontology annotation, molecular function: protein binding. NCBI's taxonomy places the organism in Eukaryota, Viridiplantae, Streptophyta, Magnoliopsida, Lamiales, Lamiaceae. Bases 296 to 1687 code for a protein of 463 amino acids. The record is from RefSeq and is a predicted model, not a curated record. The transcript is spliced from 2 exons.
AUCAAUUACUGGAAUUGAGAUUUGAGAGCAGCUUUCUUUCUCCAUUUCUUAUGCUCCGACGGAGGGAGCACGCCGCUAAAGACGUCGAAACUUACCCAGAUAAAUGUUGAGAGGUUUAUAAAUUGUGCUACCGGUCUCGUACUCCAUAAGGAUUAAAUCGUCGGCAAAUGCCCCCCUUUAAUUGAUUGCUUCUCUCUCCGCAGACCUUGGUGACGGAUAUUGCUUCUGAAACUGUUAUCUUUAUUUUGGGGCAUUUCUGCAGAAUGGUUUGAGGAUUGUCUGGCAAUAGUCUUUGAUGGAGAGGUCAGAAGGCAAGGAAGCAGAGAGUGCCACCAGCAGAAACUGGGACGUAUUGUUCCAUCUCUUUGCUAAAGCAAUUGCGGAUGAGAACGACAAACGUAAAAUUCAGGCUAUGAUCAAGCUUGCAAAGAUGUCAAAACAUGCACCUGAAAGUAUAUUGGGACUUACUGUGCCAAUGCUAUUAGAGCUUCUUGGAAGCCCGCGGCAUAAUUUGAGUGCACCAGUUCAGGAAGCUUCUGCUUACUGCUUGAAAUGUAUUGCUUCUCACGGUGAAUUGGCAGAUCUUAUGGGUCAAUCAGGUGCCAUUCCUAUUCUGUUGAGACUGUUGCGAAAUUCUGAAGAGGGUUUUCGGAGGCCUUUGUUGAAGUGCCUCCGAAAUGUUGUAACAUUUUGGAUCCCAAAUCGCAUGAUUUUGGCUAGCCACGGUGGACUGGAAAUCAUCCUUGCUAUGCUUACUUCCAGCUCAGGUGAGUCGAAGUUGAUUUUAUUGGAAAUCUUGAGUGCAUUGGCUCUUGUGAGAGAGGUUAGAAAGUUUCUUUGGAAUUCAAGGAGAGUCAGUCUUCUUGUUGAAGCUGCUAGUCAUGGCACAGCGAUCUCUAGAACUAGGGCUGCUCAGGCAAUUGGCUUACUUGGAUUGAUUAAAAGAGCACGUCGUGCAAUUGUGGAUGCGGGUGCUGUACCAGUGCUUAUGCAUUUACUUGCAGAGGGAGAUAACACAAUGAAAGUGGUAGCUGGUAACGCACUUGGUGUGAUCUCUUCCCAUGUUGAUCACAUUAGACCUAUUGCUCAAGCAGGAGUUAUUCCUUUGUACGCUGAGCUUCUUCACGGGUCUGAUGCUGCUGGCAAGGAAGUUGCAGAGGAUGUACUCUGUGUGUUAGCUGUUUGUGAAGAGAAUGCAGUAACAAUUGUCCAACACUUGGUCAGAAUUCUCAGAGGAGAUGAUGUUGGAGCUAAAGCUGCAGCUGCUGAUGUUAUAUGGGAUCUGUCGAGCUACAAAUACUCAUCUCCUGUACUACAGAACUCUGGUGCUAUUCCAAUUCUAGUUGAACUAUUGGUGGAUGAGAACAUCGAUGUUAGAGAGAAAGUUGCAGGAGCUGUUGCUCAGUUGAGCCAAAACGAGGCUGAUCGAGCAGUUCUUGCUAAUUCUGGAGCGAUACAACGGCUCAUCAAUAUAUUAGAAGCAGAGUCUAAUGAGCUGAGAGAUAAUGCUGCAGAAGCCCUUGUAAAUUUCUCUUUGGACCCAUUACUAGGAGAGCAGAUCUCCUGUAUAUUAGAGAAUCCCAUAUUCCAGAAUAUGCAUCUUAGAGUAAUGCAGAUGCGCGCCGCUGAUCGACAUAUGGAUCUGUCUUUACCAGACCAACUCACUUUGGACCCUGCCCUUUUCUAAAUUUUCAUUUUUAAGUUUAAACUUAUCAGUAGCAUUGCCUGUAUUGAGCUUUUGAUGUAAUGCCCAUGGAACUAGCCUUUGAUAUGGUAAAUAUGUAGACACCAGAUUCGGUUAA